AUGGCGCGAGAAAGGGAUGACGCGGACCGCCCGCUGAUGGAUCUGGACGUGGAGGAGAAGGCACCGCGGAUGGUGCAGACGACGGUCGCGGUGGAGGGCAUGACCUGCGGGGCUUGUACGAGCGCUAUCGAAGGCGGGUUCAAGAACCGCGAUGGCGUAACGUCGUUCACGGUCUCGCUGAUCACGGAGCGAGCUGUCGCUGUGCAUGAUGCCGACAAGAUCUCAGCCGAGAAGAUCGCGGAGAUAAUCGAUGACCGAGGAUUCGACGCCCGCCUUGUCUCGUCGGAUCCGGUGGGAGGCGCUGCACAGCGGAGACAGAAGAAUAAGAAGGGGAAGAAGGAGCAGCAGGAGAGCGGACUGGUGCAGACGACGGUCGCGGUGGAGGGGAUGACCUGCGGCGCGUGUACGAGCGCCAUCGAGGGCGGGUUCAAGAAUGUCGCGGGGGUGCAGAGCUUUACCGUUAGCUUGAUCACCGAGAGGGCCGUGGCCGUCCAUGAUCCUGGGGUGCUGAGCGCCGAGAAGGUUGCGGAAAUUAUUGAGGACCGUGGCUUCGACGCACGACUGAUCUCAUCGGAGGCGGUCGGGGGUGCAGCGGCAGCUGGAGGGAUGAAGGAACAAGCGACAAACAUGGCGACGACAACGAUUGCGGUCGAGGGAAUGACGUGCGGCGCCUGUACGAGCUCUGUCGAAGGUGGGUUCAAGAACGUUGCUGGAAUUGUGAGCUUCACGGUUAGUUUGGUGAUGGAGAGGGCUGUGGCGGUUCACGAUCCGAGUGUCAUCUCGCCGGAAAAGGUCGCUGAGAUAAUUGAGGACUGUGGUUUCGGGGCUAAAAUCAUUUCCACCGCCAUGAGCGGCGACGACUCGGAGAAGAAUGCGAAAAUCGAUACGGUGAUCUUCAAGAUCUUUGGUCUCAACUCCGGCGAGGAUGCUGUUGCUCUCGAGAAUGCGCUGAGUGCGCACCAGGGCGUCUGCGACGCUGCGGUAACGUUCGAGAACUCGAGGGCCAAGAUUGAGUACUUUACGUCUCUCACCGGCGUGCGGAACCUCGUAGAAAUCGUGGAAUCGCAUAACCUGAAUGCGCUCAUGGCGGACAUGGAGGACAACAACGCCCAGCUCGAGUCGCUCGCUAAAACUAAGGAAAUCACGGAAUGGCGCAAGGCGUUCCAGUUUUCGGUGGGGUUCGCGGUCCCCGUGUUCUUCAUCAGCAUGAUCAUUCCCAUGUGGUUCAAGGGUGUCAAUCAGUAUUUGGGAGCAUAUGAGCUUCCCAUUCCAGGACUGUUUGUAGGGGAUUUGGUUUGUCUGGUCUUGACGGUACCGGUGCAGUUUGGUGUUGGUGCAAGGUUCUAUAGGUCUGCGUUCAAGAGCUUAAGGCACGGCAGUGCUACAAUGGACGUCCUCGUAGUUCUCGGUACCUCCGCCGCCUUCUUCUUCUCGAUUCUAGCCAUGGUCAUGAGCAUCCUAUGCCCACCUCACAGCAAGCCCAGCACCGUCUUCGACACCUCAACCAUGCUUAUCACCUUCAUCACCCUCGGCCGCUACCUCGAGAACCGCGCAAAGGGCCAGACGUCAAAGGCGCUCAGCAGACUCAUGUCGCUCGCCCCGUCAAUGGCAACAAUCUACGUCAACCCCGAAAAGGCCGGCAUCCAAAGCGACGCCUCAAACGACAACACCAACACCGCCGAGGAGCGCACCAUCCCAACGGAGCUCAUCCAGGUCGGCGACAUUGUCAUCGUGCGCCCCGGCGAGAAGAUCCCCGCGGACGGCAGCGUCGUCACGGGUGAAUCCUACGUCGACGAAUCCAUGGUCACCGGCGAGGCAAUGCCGAUCCUGAAACGCAAGGGCGAGAUGCUGAUCGGUGGGACGGUCAACGGUGCUGGGCGUCUGGACUUUAGAGUCACCAGGGCAGGGCGCGACACGCAGCUGGCGCAGAUUGUGAAGCUGGUACAGGAGGCACAGACGUCGAGGGCGCCGAUCCAGCGCAUGGCGGACAUUGUCGCGGGCUAUUUCGUCCCGAGUGUUAUCUGCCUGGGCCUUGUUACUUUUAUCGGAUGGAUGGUGCUCGCGCAUGUGCUCAAAAACCCCCCGGCGAUCUUCAAGCAGGCGGCGAGUGGUGGGACGUUCAUGGUGUGCCUGAAGCUCUGUAUCUCGGUCAUUGUCUUUGCCUGUCCUUGCGCGCUUGGUCUUUCCACGCCCACUGCGGUCAUGGUCGGUACUGGUGUCGGUGCAGAACAGGGUAUUCUUGUCAAGGGCGGUGCCGCACUCGAGACCGCAACCCGCAUCACUCAGGUCGUAUUAGACAAGACCGGGACUCUGACCGUCGGGCACAUGACCGCCACGCUCAGCAAGCGUGCUGGAUCGUGGGGCAGCUCUCGCCGCGAAACUGAGCUCUGGUGGCUGCUUGUCGGCAUCACCGAGGCUGGCUCCGAGCACCCCGUUGGUCGUGCCAUCACUUCUGCUGCACGGGAAGCUCUCGGCCUUGGUCCUGAAGGCGUUCUUGACGGGUCCGUCGGCGAGUUCAAGGCCGUUGUUGGCCGCGGUGUAGAGGCAAUGGUCAAGCCCGCGAGCGAGCGGACAAACUACAAGGUCCUGAUCGGAAACACAAAGUACCUCGAAGAGAACAACGUCGUCGUCCCCGUCGAAGCCGAGCGUCAAGCCAAGGGUCUCGGCGCCAGCCAGGUCGACGAGGACGGCAAGGUGAAGGGCAGGACCUAUGUAUUUGUGUCCAUCGACGGCGAGUACUCGGGUCUUAUCGCGCUGAGUGACGAGGUGAAGAAGGACGCCAGAUAUGCCGUUGACGCACUGCGGAGGCUGGGUGUCAAGAUCGCUAUGGUUACUGGCGACCAGAUGGUGACGGCCCUGCAGGUUGCAAAAGAGGUUGGGAUCGACGCAGACAUGGUCUGGGCCGGCGUCUCACCAGACGAGAAGCAGGACAUCGUCAAGAAGAUGAAAAUGCAAGGCGAAAUCGUGGCCAUGGUCGGCGACGGAAUCAACGACUCCCCCGCUCUAGCAACCGCAAACGUCGGCAUCGCCAUGGCGUCAGGCACCGACGUCGCCAUGGAGGCCGCCGACAUCGUGCUCAUGCGCCCGCAGUCGCUCCUCGACAUCCCCGCGGCCCUGCACCUCGCACGCACAAUCUUCAACCGCAUCAAGCUCAACCUCGUGUGGGCGUGCUGCUACAACCUCAUUGGGCUCCCGUUCGCCAUGGGCUUCUUCCUGCCCGUGGGGCUGCACCUGCACCCGAUGGCGGCGGGGGCGGCCAUGGCGGCGAGUAGUGUGAGUGUUGUGGGGUCCAGCUUGCUGCUGAGGCUGUGGAAAAGGCCGAGGUGGAUGACGGUUGAGGGGAUGGAGGCGGAGGAGAAGAGGGCGGCGGGGAGGGUGAAGGGGGAGAGGGGGUGGUGGAGGUGGGGGUGGUGGAGGUCGGCGCAGAGGGGGUAUGUGCCGUUGGCGGAUUUGGGGGAUGUGUAG
Molecule: messenger RNA, 3465 nt
Organism: Morchella sextelata
Lineage: Eukaryota; Fungi; Ascomycota; Pezizomycetes; Pezizales; Morchellaceae
Exons: 7
Coding region: 1-3465 (1154 amino acids)
Biological process (GO): copper ion homeostasis; monoatomic cation transport
Cellular component (GO): membrane
Molecular function (GO): P-type divalent copper transporter activity; ATP binding; ATP hydrolysis activity
Source: RefSeq, a predicted model, not a curated record